Cajanus cajan (pigeon pea) is the source of this 1890-nucleotide messenger RNA. NCBI's taxonomy places the organism in Eukaryota, Viridiplantae, Streptophyta, Magnoliopsida, Fabales, Fabaceae. The record is from RefSeq and is a predicted model, not a curated record.
AUGGCGAGAGGCGGCAACAACAAUAACAACAACUCGCAACCACCGACCAUGGAGGAGAUGAUGGCCAUGAUCAAUGGUCUAAGGGAGGAUAAUGCACACUCCAGGGAGAGAGAGGAGGCCAUUCAGCGCGAAAACGAAGAGAUCAGGAGGAAAGCGGAUGAGUUACAGUCCAGAAUAGAAGCCAGCACCAGGCUAGCAGAGGAGGAUGUCGUGUUGGAAGUCCCCAGGGAUUUUCGGCCUUUCUUGGAAGCCAUAGAAGCCGAGGCCAUCCCUAGGGAUCAUCGUAUACCACAGGUCAAGCCUUUCGAUGGAUUGCAGGAUCCUAGUCAACAUCUAACGGACUUCCGAGCUCAGAUGUUGAUUUGCGGAGGGAGCAUGGAAGUCCGUUGCAAACUGUUUAUGGGAACACUCAAGAAGGCGGCACUUGAUUGGUUCAGCGGCCUCCCUGAUCGAUCAAUCACCGACUUCGACGCUUUCAGUCGGCUCUUCAUGGCACAGUUCGCCGCGAACAAGAAGAAGCCACCGAUUACGUCGGACUUAUUCGACCACAAGCAACAACGGGAGGAGUCGUUGAAGGACUUCCUGCAGCGUUUCAAUGAAGUCGCCUUGAAGAUAGCAUCUUUGGACGAGAGGAUGGCUGUCAUCGCAUUCCAAAAGGGUCUGAGGUCUGGUGCAUUCGACGUCGCGCUAGAAAGAGCAAAUUGCCAGACGAUGUCGGAAGUAAGAGCCUUCACACUAAGCCACAUUAAGACGGAGGAGGGGCAGAUCAGUAAGAGAGCAGCGGAGAGCCGAGAGGCAGGAGGCAGUAACAAGGAAACUAACAAGCAUCUCCGAUCGCGGUCAAAUUGGAGUAAGCGACGCGAUCGCUACAACACAAAGGAGGAUAACUACCGGCAGGCCGAUCAUGUCGGUCAGCCAAGAGCCGAGUGGAGACAAAACAGGGAAGAGGAGAAGUUCACUCCGCUCAAUGUUCCCAGGCGACACCUGCUGCAUGACGUCAAUAGCGCAUCACUGUUCGAGUUCCCUGCGACGACCGACAGACAGUUGGGGCCUUAUAAAACUGAUUGGUGCGAAUUCCACCGGACCCAUGGGCACACCACCGAGAAUUGCUUCGUUCUCGGCCGACAGAUUGAGCGCCUCAUCAAGGAAGGACGCUUAAAAAAUUUCAUUGCAGGUAAACAGGAGGAGGGCCCGUCCGACAGGCGACGUAGGCGUGAAGGAGAAAACACCAGAGCAGGAAGGCGUGAAGGAAGAUCUCCCCCGAGAGAUCCUCCUGAAAAAAGUGCAGAGACUCAUCAACAAGCCGUACAUGGAGACUUCAACACCAUAGCCGGGGGAUUUGCUGGUGGAGGUCCGACUUCAGCAGCAAGGAAGAGAUACUCUCGGUCAGUGUUGUCGGUCUCCGGUUGGGAGAGACCCUCUCGGCCAGCCAUCACGUUCUCGGACGCCGACUUUGAGGGUGUGUCACCCCAUGAGGAUGACCCUAUCGUCGUAUCGGCGAUAGUCAUGGGUUACAACGUGAAACGCGUACUGGUAGAUCAAGGCAGCUCGGCAGACAUACUAUUUUGGGAAGCUUUUGUUGGUAUGAAAAUUCCGACUGAUCGUCUUAUGUCGUAUAUAGGUACAUUAGUUGGUUUUGCAGGUGAUCAGGUAACAGCUAGAGGAUAUGCCGACUUGGAGACAACUUUCGGCCAGGGAGACCACAUGAAGACUAUCACUGUCCGAUACUUGGUGGUCAAUGCUCAGUCAUCCUACAGCAUACUAGUCGGACGGCCGACAUUGAAUAAGCUGGGAGCGGUCAUCUCCACACCCCACCUGAAGCUGAAAUACCCCUUAGUCCAAGUCAAACUCUUGAAGCUAGAGCAUCCAUAUUAUCAGCCUAGGCUUUGA